Molecule: messenger RNA, 279 nt
Organism: Penicillium taxi
Lineage: Eukaryota; Fungi; Ascomycota; Eurotiomycetes; Eurotiales; Aspergillaceae
Exons: 1
Coding region: 1-279 (92 amino acids)
Source: RefSeq, a predicted model, not a curated record
AUGUCUACCAACACUCCCAACCUGCUGGCUCUUUACACCGCUCCUGGUGUCAGUCGUUCCUUCGAACAUGAAUUGCCAACCUCCACCUCCACCUCCGCUCUCGCUGCAAAGCACGUCCACCUGUCAGCCCUACAGGCACUAGUCCCAAAACUACAGGAAGAAAUCAAUGUCUUUUUGACCGAGCGCAUGGAAGAGGACAAGAAAUCAAAUGGAAUCUCUGAGAUGGAAGCUAAGGAAGAAGAGAACUACGGCGAGGAGCUUGUGGAAGAAGAUGCUUGA